AUGCUAGCAGCUGCUCAGAUUCGUCCCAUCGUUCACUCCUGUCACAGGAUUCGCCCAUUCAGUUUAACUUCCCCAUCAAAAACCACAUCUUUGCACCUAGGUCACCUCGCCAGAAAACUCGAUUUUCUCGAACGAGCCAAGGUUCACGGCCUCCCCUCUCCUCUCCGAAAGCCCUCACCCGUUGCUGCUGCCCUAAACACCAGCGAUGGCCACCCGAGCACCUCCUCCAUCGCCGAAGAACACCCACCGAACGAACCAAACGACAGACCAAACGCACUCCUCUCAAACUGGGCCCCACCCAGGUACCUCUGGCGGGCCCUUUCCAUCCUCAUCCUCGCUGGCCAAGUCGUCACUCGAUCCCUCAACGGCAAAAUCCACUUGAAAAACACCUUCCAACAGCUAGCACGCGUGGGCCCGAGAUCUGUUGGUGUCUGCCUCUUAACCUCCGCCUUUGUUGGCAUGGCUUUUACAAUCCAAUUCGUGCGCGAGUUCACUCGACUCGGCCUCAACCGGUCUGUAGGCGGCGUUUUGGCCCUUGCCUUCUCUCGAGAGCUAAGCCCGGUUGUCACGUCUAUUGUGGUCGCGGGCCGGAUUGGGAGCGCCUUUGCGGCAGAGCUUGGGACGAUGCAAGUUUCCGAGCAGACGGACACGUUGAGGGUUUUGGGUUCGGACCCUGUGGACUAUCUGGUGACUCCACGGGUUUUAGCCUCGUGUGUGGCUCUCCCGAUUUUGACACUGAUGUGUUUCGUAGUGGGUAUGGUGUCGAGCGGGCUGCUGGCGGAUGGGGUUUAUGGGGUGAGCAUUAAUAUAAUCUUUAAUUCGGCUAGACGGGCUUUGAGGUCGUGGGACAUUAUAAGCUCCAUGAUAAAGUCGGGGGUUUUCGGUGGGAUUAUAUCGGUCGUGAGCUGCGCGUGGGGGGUGACGACUAUGGGUGGGGCGAAAGGUGUGGGGGAGUCUACUACUUCGGCUGUGGUGGUCUCGUUGGUCGGGAUUUUCAUUGCGGAUUUCGCGCUCUCGUGCUGUUUUUUCCAGGGUGCUGGGGAUUCUUUGAAGAAUUGUAUGUGA
Molecule: messenger RNA, 1065 nt
Organism: Striga hermonthica
Lineage: Eukaryota; Viridiplantae; Streptophyta; Magnoliopsida; Lamiales; Orobanchaceae
Source: the annotation of a GenBank genome assembly